AUGCAAACUAGAAAUACCUUUUCUUCGAUAAAGGAAGAGAUUACUCGAUCUAUUUCCGUAUCACUCAUGAUAUAUAUAAUAACUUGGGCACCCGUUUCAAAUGCAUAUCCCAUUUUUGCACAACAGGGGUAUGAAAAUCCACGAGAAGCAACCGGCCGUAUUGUCUGCGCCAACUGCCAUUUAGCUAAUAAACCCGUGGAUAUCGAGGGUCCACAAGCGGUACUUCCUGAUACUGUAUUUGAAGCAGGUGGUCGAAUCCCUUAUGAUAUGCAACUGAAACAAGUUCUUGCGAAUGGGAAAAAGGGCUGGUUGAAUGUGGGGGCCGGUCUUAUUUUACCCGAAGGGUUUGAAUUAGCCCCCCCCGAUCGGAUUUCUCCCGAGAUUAAAGAAAAAAAGGGCCAAUCUGUGCUUUUCAGAGCCUAUCGUCCCACGAAAAAAAAUAUUCUUGUGAUAGGUCCUGUUCCUGGUCAGAAAUAUAGUGAAAUCACCUUUCCUAUUCUUUCCCCGGACCCUGCGACUAAGAAAGAUGUUCACUUCUUAAAAUAUCCCAUAUACGUAGGCGGGAACAGGGGAAGGGGUCAGAUUUAUCCCGACGGGAGUAAGAGUAAUAAUAAUGUUUAUAAUGCUACAGCAGCAGGGAUAGUAAGUAAAAUAAUACGAAAAGAAAAAGGAGGAUAUGAAAUAACCAUAGUGGAUGCCGCGAAUGGGCGUCAAGUGGUUGAUAUUAUCCCUCCAGGACCAGAACUUCUUGUUUCAGAGGGCGAAUCCUUCAAACUUGAUCACCCAUUAACGAGUAAUCCUAAUGUGGGAGGAUUUGGUCAGGGAGAUGCGGAAAUCGUCCUUCAAGAUCCAUUACGUGUCCAAGGCCUUUUGUUCUUUUUUGCAUCUGUUAUUUUGGCACAAAUCUUUUUAGUUCUUAAAAAGAAACAGUUUGAGAAGGUCAAUUGUCCGAAAUGA
Molecule: messenger RNA, 957 nt
Organism: Cucumis sativus (cucumber)
Lineage: Eukaryota; Viridiplantae; Streptophyta; Magnoliopsida; Cucurbitales; Cucurbitaceae
Source: the annotation of a RefSeq genome assembly